Lodderomyces pseudojiufengensis is the source of this 795-nucleotide messenger RNA. RefSeq names its product serine/threonine protein kinase. The record is from RefSeq and is a predicted model, not a curated record. Lineage: Eukaryota; Fungi; Ascomycota; Pichiomycetes; Serinales; Debaryomycetaceae. The transcript has a single exon. Gene Ontology annotation, molecular function: ATP binding; protein serine/threonine kinase activity. Bases 1 to 795 code for a protein of 264 amino acids. Gene Ontology annotation, cellular component: nucleus; cytosol; EKC/KEOPS complex. Gene Ontology annotation, biological process: protein phosphorylation.
AUGACAGAAAAGAUCAUAUUACAAGCACAAAAACAUCUACCCAAUAUAGAUUUAAAACUAAUAUCACAAGGAGCAGAAGCAUUAGUUUUUCAAACUAAAACUCAUCCAUAUUCACACCACCCAAAUUUAAAAAAUCAUCAAAAUUUUAUAAUAAAAUUUAGACCUUCAAAACCUUAUAGACAUCCAAAAAUAGAUUUACAAAUUAAUAAAUCACGUACAAUUGGAGAAGCAAAAUUUAUAUAUAAAUUAAAUAAAUUAGGAAUUGAAUCACCAUCAUUAAUAUCUUGUGAUUUUAAUAAUGGAAUAAUAUGGAUGGAAAAUUUGGGUUCAUAUUUACCAAAUGGUAAUAUAAGUUCUUUUAAAAAUUGGUUAUGGUAUUUGGAAAAAAAUAAUUUAGAUUGUACCAGUGAUGAGGUAAAAGAUGUUUGUUUCAAAGUAGGUGAAUUAAUUGGUAGACUACAUUUAAAUGAAAUGAUUCAUGGAGAUUUAACAACUUCAAAUGUUAUAUUGACAGAUAAUGAUGGUAAUUGGAAACCAGCAUUAAUUGAUUUUGGAUUAUCUACAUUUUCAGGGUUAGCAGAAGAUAAAGCUGUUGAUUUAUAUGUUCUAGAGAGAGCUAUUACAAGUACACAUUCAGUUUUUGCAGAUAAAUAUAAUCAAUGGUUAUUGGAUGGAUAUGAAUCAGUACAUAGUCUGAAAGAAUUCAAAAAAAUUGGUAAAAAGAAGUAUGACGAAACCAUACGAAGAUUAGAAGAUGUUAGAUUAAGAGGUAGGAAGAGAAGUAUGUUGGGAUGA